AUGGCUAGCCCCGCCGGAAACAUCUCCUUCGACGACUUCCUCGGCCUCGAGACCGCCAUCUUCGAGUGGGCUGACAGCUACGACUCCAAGGACUGGGAGCGUCUCCGGAAAUGCAUCGCCCCUGAGCUUCGCGUCGACUACCGCUCCUUCCUCGACAAGAUCUGGGAGGCCAUGCCCGCCGAGGAGUUCAUCGCCAUGAUCUCGGACAACUCCGUCCUCGGCAACCCGCUCCUCAAGACGCAGCACUUCAUCGGCGGCACCCGCUACGAGCGCGUCUCCGACACCGAGGUCAUCGGCCACCACCAGCUCCGCGUCCCCCACCAGAAGUACACCGACGCCUCGCGCAAGCAGGUCGCCGUCAAGGGCCACGCCCACAGCUACAACAAGCACUGGUACCGCAAGGUCGACGGCGUCUGGAAGUUCGCCGGCCUCGCCCCCGAGAUCCGCUGGUCCGAGUACGACUUCGACGCCGUCUUCGCCGACGGCCGCGACUCCUUCGGCGCCGACGACGCCAAGACCGACGUCAAGGUCGUCGAGAAGGAGCUCAAGACUGCCGUUUCUCACUAA
Molecule: messenger RNA, 567 nt
Organism: Colletotrichum graminicola M1.001
Lineage: Eukaryota; Fungi; Ascomycota; Sordariomycetes; Glomerellales; Glomerellaceae
Product: scytalone dehydratase
Exons: 3
Coding region: 1-567 (188 amino acids)
Biological process (GO): melanin metabolic process
Molecular function (GO): scytalone dehydratase activity
Source: RefSeq, a predicted model, not a curated record